UUAAAAGCUUCUUAUGUGACAUCUAAAUAACAUUGUUAGCUUUAACAGUGACAUGUAUAUUUCUUUACCUGUUGUGUGGUUUAAAGAAUGAAAUCAACAUUUGGCAAUGUUUGGCAAUAAAUAAUCAUAUUGUUGUGUUAUGAAAGAUAGAUUUAUUUACUUGUAUGGAAAGUUUUAUAAACUUUUAAUAAUAAGAGGUUUGCGAGGGAUGAGAAUUAAUAUGAUGUGACUAUUUACAUUUGUGAAUUCCUUUUGUUGCGAUUUAAUUAGGCAUAUUGUGAUUCAUUGCUUAUAUAAAAGCAAAUCUUGUUAACUAUAAACGUUUUUUGUUUUGUUUUUGUGGUGUGGAACAAUGAUCUAUAAGGUAUAAGAAAUGAAUUUGGCAAUGGUUAGAUGUAUUGUUCGCUUGGAGAUUUAAAUACAGAUCGAAGACAUCGAUAUGACAUGGAAGUUAUGAUUUACAAUACAGAUAGACAUUAGAUCAAACCAUUCUUAGAAGCAGAUAAAACCAUUCCUGGAAGAAAAUUACCAUUCCUGAAAGUGUGGGAAAAAAGUGUCAUAUUCUAAACAAAGAAUGAAAGAGAUUUUUUCUUUUGUCAUAAAUAAUUGUGAAGGUGUUAAUUGUAUUUUCAAACAGGUGUAACUACCAAGAAUUGGUGAUCCAGUUGUUUUGGUCAGGUUUGACAGUUUAGAAAAUAUGUCCAUGAAUCCUAGUUAUUAAACUUUACAUGUUCUAAUAUAAAGUCGUUGAGUUUUCAUUGAUUUUUGGAUUAUUAAAGUUUGACCUACAGCUGUUAAAUAGAUUUAUAUCUACCUCAGUAUAAGUGGACAUUAAAAGAUUAAUGAUUAAAUGAAGUAGUUAUUCAAAUUCUAUUGUUUGAAGAAAAGGAUAUAUAUUGUGUAGUGUGCAGUACAAACUUUUCAAACUUUUCUAUGAAGAAUUAUUUGUUAUGUUUAGAGUGUGGUGAUGUUGGAUUCAUUCUUUUAAAAAGAACCAGUCAGGAGAAUUUUCUAUCGAGAAACUUUUAAUUUUAAAUUGUGUGGAGAUAUUCUUUUAUAAUUGCGUCAACAUAUUUGGAGUUAUAAUACAAACUAUUUAAAAUCUGCAGUAAUUGAUUAUCCUUGAUUUAUGCACAAACAUUGAUUAUUCGUAACAAGUUACCUGAGGCGAGAUUUAAUUGUCUUGUAUAUAUGCACUUUUAUCUUGCUGGAGAAAUGUGGAUGUCGAUAGAGUUAUCUCCCAUAGACUAAUAAAAAAUUAACUUGGAUAAAAAAAUCAACAUGUGUCCCAUGAGCACAAAUAAUGAAGUAUCACUAGGCCCAAUGAAGCUGAAACAAAAAACCAUGUCUAUCUUGCUUGUGUUUGCCAAGGAAGAUGCCCAAAGUGAUGGGUUUUGGUGGGCAGCAGACAAGAUUGGAUAUAAAUGUUAUAUCGCCCACAAUCCAGAGACAGCCAUGGAGAACUACCUGGACAAACAUCCAGACGUUGUCAUCAUUGAUCACAGAAAUAGCAAACAUUUUGAUGCUGAAGCCCUUUGCAGAUCUUUAAGAGCAACAGAAUCAAGUGAACAUACAGUUAUAGUGGCUGUCACAAAACGAUAUGCAUUAGACAAAGAAGAACCAUCAUUUUUACCAUCAAUUACAGCAGGCUUCAAUAAGAGAAUUGUUGAAAGUCCCAACAUUAGUAUGUGUAUGAAUGAAUUACUGACAUUAGAAUAUGGUGAAGUACAAUCCCGGUUAAAGCUCAGUGCUUGUAAAGCUGUCUUCUCAGCUCUUGAUAAUGUCUCAGACGCUGUAGAAAUCUCCAGCGAGGACCAUGAGGUUCAGUAUGUAAAUCAUGCCUUUGAAAGGCUGACAGGAUAUAGUAGUGAAGAAGUUUUAGGAAAAAACAGUUCAGAAAUUGUCAAAAAUGACCGUAACCGACCCGAUCUCAAUGAUACCAUAAAUAGCCAGCUUAAAAAGGGAAAGUACUGGGAUGGUAUUUACCAUACAAGAAGGAAAAGUGGUGAAAUCUUGCCUAGUCACUGUCAUAUCUGUCCAGUUCUUGGUCAAGGGGGGAAAAUAUCACAUGUAAUAUCAAUAAAGAAUUCAACCACAGAUACCUCACAUAUUUUAAAAGAAAGUACAGAAUUUAAUUUAGUUAAUGGAAGGUUAUCUAGACAGUCUAGUGGAUUACAUGGCGUUCCACGGAGGAAAGAAUCUAUAGCACGGAUCCACUCAAUGACUAUAGAAGCUCCAAUCACAAAGGUGAUUAAUAUAAUAAAUGCGGCUCAGGAAAGUAGUCCAAUUACUGUUGUACAGGCAUUGGAUAAGGUGCUAGAAAUUCUACGAACCAGCGAACUUUACUCACCAUACUUUGCACAACAAAACAUGAAAGAUAAUGAUCCUAUGACUAGUGAUUUAGUCAGUGGGCUCGUCUCACAGAAUGUCAAGAGGUCAUUAACACCAAGCUAUUUAUCAGAUGUAAACAGUAACAGCAGUGGAAAACAAGGGAGUGAUCUACAAUCUAGACGACCCAGUCGUGCUUUGUCCUCGAGACAAUCCAGUCAUCAUUCUCAUCUGCACAUUCCUAGUCCAGUAACCUCAUCCUUAUCUCAGGUUCCAGAUCAUAUACAGGAAAUACUGGAUAAAGAUUACACCUGGGAAUUCAAUGUUAUAGAAUUAGAAAAAGUUACAAAUAAAAGACCACUUUUAUAUUUAGGAUUAAAGACAUUAACUAGAUUUGGAAUUUGUGAUUUCUUUCAAAUUGAAGAAAGCGUAGUAGCAAACUGGUUAAAACUAGUUGAAGGCAGAUACCAUAGUACUAACACAUAUCAUAAUUCUACCCAUGCUGCAGAUGUCAUGCAUGCUUCAGCAUUUUUUCUAGAGAGAGAAAGAAAUAAGGCUGUUUUUGACCAAAUGGAUGAGAUGGCUUGUUUAAUAGCUGCAAUAGUCCACGACUUAGACCAUCCAGGCAGAACCAAUGCCUUCCUUGUCAAUGAGAAAAAUGAAUUAGCUAUAUUAUAUAAUGACCAGGCUGUUUUAGAGAACCACCAUUCAGCAUUAGCCUUUCAGUUAACGUGGAAGGAUGAUUCUGUUAAUAUUUUCAAAAAUUUAGAAACAGAUGAUUACAAGAUUUUGAGACAGAAUAUUAUUGAUAUGGUCCUAGCUACAGAAAUGAAACAACAUUUUCAACAUCUAAAUAAAUUCAUCAACAGUAUCAAUAAAGGUUGUCUCAAAAUGGAUGAAACAUCAUCAAUGAGUGGAAAUGGUUCCCCAGAUAGUACCAUGAUGCUGAACCAGUUAUCUGCCCCUGAAAACAAGACUUUCAUUAAACGUAUUUUAAUCAAGUGUGCUGAUGUAGCUAACCCGUGCCGUCCAUUAGAUGUUUGUAAAGAAUGGGGGAAAAGAAUCGCUGAAGAAUAUUUUCUACAGACUGAUGAGGAAAAAGCGAGAGGAUUACCGGUGGUUAUGCCUGUUUUUGAUAGAAAAUCUAUACGAAUACCAAAGUCCCAGCUUAGUUUUAUUGAUGUUUUCAUCAACGAAAUGUUUGAAAGUUUUGAUGAUUACUGUGACAUACCAGAGUUAAUUUCACAUCUCCAAACAAACUAUCAAUACUGGAAGGAAAGGGAUGAGGAAAGCAGUGAAAAGAGUGAACAAGAAAACUUACCAAAUGGCACAACAGAAGAUGACACGUAGCAGACGACAGUCUGCCUAGUUCAUGUCAUCCAUCAAUACCUCAUUCACAGUUCAUUGAUAUCAUACAGAGGAAGAGAGAGAGAGAGAGAGUUGUGGUGAACAUUUCUCCAGAUAGGAUUCCUGAAAUGAAAGGAAGAAAGAUACUUAAGUCAUCGAAAAAAUCAGCAAUAAAAUACUGAGUUUAUACAGAUCUUUAAUUGUGUGUAUAUAAGGAGAAAUUUAAAUCCAGAUAGCUGAUUACGUUCCCAGAAAUAGAAGAUUUAGUCUUGAGGGAGAAAUUCACUAUGUGUUACACUACGUAAUUUGGUGGAAAGCCAAAGCAUUUACUGUAGAUAUGUGAACAUAUAUUAUGUAAGGGGAAUUCCAAGCAUCAGGCAGUGCUUAUUACAGACUGAUUCCCUGUUGUCUGUUACGUCUGGUACCCAUUUGUGUAAAUAAAGGCUAGAUUUCCUUGUCAUAACAAGAAAUGGUUUUCAUUCCCUCCAAGAGUGUUGUAAAUGGGGACCAGUAUUGACUUGUAUGAAGGUAUCUGCUACAAUGAGUUUGUGUGAACAAUAAAGGGGAACCAGUCAAGCUUGACUAUUUUCAGCAUUUACUUAAAAAUGUCAUGUGUGUUAAUGUAUGAAUAGUUUUUUAUUUAUUUUUUGUGAUUUUUCUAAUGCUUGUAAGUUUCAUAUUGUGAUGUAGCUCAUAUUCCAAAGAGUAAUCCUUUAUCCAUAUAAACCAAAAUAAUAUGGCAAACAUUUUACUAUUAUAAUACUGCAUAUAAACUCACACCAAAUGUCUUGAAUUGUGAUAUUAUUUCUUCUUUAACUCCUUUCUCUCAAAUGCCAAAAAAAUAGGUAGGAUAUGCCAAAAUGAAUAUUUUUCUCAACCUUAUUUAUAAGAUUUGAUAAUUUGGGAUGCUCUCUCAAAUUUUAACAUGAAAACAAAUUUGUUUUCAAAAGAAAAGUUACAGACUAUAUUCACUGGUAUAAAAUACAGAAAUGUAAAAAAGAGAUGGAAAGCAAUGUCUGAUUUAUCUUGUUUAGCUUUAAGAAUUAUGGGUCAUUUGUUCACAGAGAGAUAAAACAAAUGAAGCAUUUUAAAAUGUCCAAAAAAGAAUAUCACAAUAACUAUUUUAAAACUUUUCGUCCCUUUUACAGAAAUAAUGUAAUGGGUCCAGUAAUAGCUUUAGCAGUAUUUCUUUUAAGGUAAGACAGAUGUAUCAACCUUUUGUUUGAUUCAUAGAUUCUCAUUUACCUGAUACAACAAGGAUUAAAUUAACAAUUAUUUUGAGAAGUACAUUUUUCUGGUGAAUUAUAAUUUAUCCGUGGAGUCUUGAAAAAACUGCUGAUUAUGCCAACAUGAUACUGUUAUAUCAAGUCAGUAUUACACUACCUCACAUGUUACAAUAAACCAUUGAAGUAACUUAAGGUACGGAGAAUUUAAAUUUUAAAUUGCAUUUGACAGAAAAGUUUUUGGAGUCAUGUAUUCUCUGUUAGCAGUUCCUAUUUGUAAAAUUUCAUUAUUAUUUUAUAAAUUUUACACACACAAAGGAAAAAGUUUUUUUUCAAAUAUUCUGUUUGAAAACCAUGAUAGUAUGGUUGUGCAGUAUUUCAUAGAAGAUCUUUUAGACAUUCGUUGUUUACAUUUGAAUGUAAGCAUGUCAUAUUGUACAAGGAAUUCUCCCUAGAAGAACAGUUAUUGUUGUUUAACUAAGACAUAGCGUUAAUAUCAGUAUUACAUUGGAGAAAUAUCAUUACCUAUAGUAAACAUUUCAUUGCAUCAUAUCUUUUUCUGUCUAGUUAACAUUUCAAGCAAAUUGUAAAUAGCUGUCAUAUUGAAUGUUUGGUCCUCUUAUCAACAUCAGUUAAAAGUAAAAUAGAAAAGAAGUUUCUACAAAAAUUCAACAUCUUUUGAAAAUAAGAUGUGGCAGUACUUUUAUUCCUGGGUAUAGAUUUUUAGUUAUUGGUGGAAUUAUCAUUAUAGUUUGGAGGUAUUUGUUUGGUUUCAGGUCCCAACAAAGUUACAAGUGAGAAGAUAUUUAUUUUGUUGCACAUUCUUAGAUUUUGAUUUGCAUUAAAAUCCAUAAAAUGUAUAACCCAUGAACAAAAGUACUGUCUCAACUUUUAUAGUUUCACUGUAAGUGAUAAAAAAUUCUAACUAUAAUAGCCUUUGCCAUGGUUCCAGGGCUCUGAUCUCUAGUCUAGAUAUUAUGUGAUAUACAGUGUACGUCUUUGGGUACCUACAGUAUUACCAUGGAUACAGGGUAUACAACAUACACAUUUUAGUUUUUGAAAAAUAUUGUAUGAAAAUGAUUGAAAUUUUCAACAUGUAACUGUGGCCCCAAUAAAUAUUUGUUACCUAAAAAAAUUGGGGCAAGUGUACCUAUUAAAUUCAUUUAUUACAUAUUUUCAUGUCCAGGUUUGAUAUUUUUGCAUAAAUUUUUACAAUGUAUAACAUUAGAUCUUGUUAUGUUUCAUGGAUUGAGUCUUGAUGUAGAAAAUUCAUAUAUAAUUAUUUCCAUAUUGGUUGUUACUGUAAGAUAAGUAAACAAUAUCAUUUUUUGCAACCGUGUUUAUUUCUAUUAUUCAACAUUUGUGGUGUUUCACAAUCAUGUCGGAAACAAAUUUGACGGUUUACCCAAGCAUCAAUAUUGAAAAGAAUAUCUUUUCCCACCCUACCCGGUCCCGUCAUAGACAACCAUUUUUUACAUGUAUCUAAUUAGCUAACACCGGUAAAUAAUUUAUAGGUAUCUGUUGACUGUAUAACGGUGAUGUACAUUCUAUUGAAUAUUAUAUUGUAAUAUAUUUGUCUUAGAGAAUGUACUAUUUAUAUAUAAGAUUUAUAUAUAUAUUAUACAUAUAUUAGUAUAUAUUUAGCCUAAUUUUUAAUGUUCUUUGAAUGACUGGCUCAAUAUACUGAAUCUGCUGCUAUUCAUCCAUCCAGUUGUUCGUCUAAUUUUUACCAGUGCUCCAAUGUUCAUUCAUGCCUUUUUACAGUAAAGAAUUUUUAAUUAGAUUAGAAUAUUGCAGCCUAAUACACUAUGUUUUUACUGAGUCAUUUUUCAUUAAUUCAUUGACUGUUUUUGGUUAAUAGUACUAAUUCAUUUGGUGCUGUGAUUUGACUACCAUUUUAUUUUCCGUUUUGGUCAUGUUGUGUAAGGAUUAUACAAUUAUGAAAACUGUAAGAUAAAAACCCCAUACAAGUCCCUUUCAAGGAGGGGUUACACUUGCAUACAAAUUAGUAAAGAAUGGCAGUACAUACCAGAUGUUUGUUAAGUAUUUUGUAACAAAUUUUUAAAACAUGAAAGUUUAAUGUUUUCAAGCAGCUAAACAAUCUGAAAUACAUGAAGUAUUGUGAUAACUAAUAUUGUUACUUAGAAAAAAUCAUACUUUAAGCUGUAAGAAAAUAAAAUGUAUGAGGAUAUUUACACUUCAAGAUUUGUUUUAAAAAGUCUACUUUCAGUUUGAAUGAGUAUCAUAACUUAUCAGCUUAUAAUGAUUUUUUUCCUUUGCUUGGCUGACUCUGGGCAGAAAGUAUAAUUUAUUUAGGUGGUUCAUUUUCUUGUUGCUUUAUUUCAUUUUAAAAUUUUUAAGUUGUUUAAAUAGAUAACCCUCAACUGUUAAAUAUAAUUUAUGAGAAGUUUCACAAGUUAUACCACUUCCUGUUAAUGUUUUUUCUAGCUCACUGGUCCACUCCAGGUAUUUUUAGCCCUAUUAAUUGGACAACAUUACUGAUUUACAUGUCAGUGAAACAUGAACCAGUUUUGGCAAACUUUGGUAAAACUAUAUUUUGUGCCCAGUUAUGCCUUUUUAAAUUAUGUUUCAGAACCGUUAUAUCUACCUCUUGGUUGAUUCUACAUCCCUUUUGACAAUGGCAUAAGGGGAGGUAAUAUUUACCGUAAUAAAAGGGAAAGGGAAAUAACUCCAUGGCUUGAUUUUGUUAUUGUUUAUUAAUUUUGUUGAAUAGAUUGUUCUGUGAUAGUGAAAUAAUAAAAAAAAAAAUGGCAUCAUGUCUAAAAUUAAUAUAAAAUUAUUUAUAAAGAAAAAUUUAAUUUUAUUUAUUUUUCGCUGUGAUCACAAGUUGACUUCUUUGUCAGAUUAAGAAUUUUGAUCCAAAGUUUGUGGAUAUCUUUAAAAAGAUUUUACAAGCAUUAUGUAACCUUUGAUAUUAUCAUUAAAUAUUGCAGGUUUUAGCAUUCUCAUAUUAAAUGUAAGAAUAAACAUUAUUGUUUAGUGAUUACAUUGUGUAGCAGUCUGCAGGUUUUUUUUAUGUUUUAUAUAUUUUAUAAAUGUAUCUUCAGAUGGAACAAACUUAGGGAAAAAAAUCUUAUGUUCAUUCAAACAUUAACCUUCCUUUAUGUACUGAAAAGUUUUUCUAGCCAUUGAAAAAAAAAUAUAUUAAUAAAAUCAUGAUAAAACUCUUGGAAAAAAAAUAUAUUCUCAAAUUUUAGUAUGAUGCAUGUAAACUUGUCCACAAACUUUUGGAUCAAAUCUUGAAAAUGUAAGAGUUUAAUGAUAUUUAACCAUACAAAAAAAGUGAUUAAUUAUUUUGUUUGUUAUGUUUCUAAGAGUGAUAUUUAACAGCAUGAAUUCAUUUAAAUUUCAUUGAAUUUAUAGUUUCAUCAUUAAAGCUAAAGUUAGUUUCGCUGUGACUUUUGACCUAGGCAAAUUUUAGCUGUUUUUUUAUGGUUUCUUGAGAAUGUGUAAUGUUGUUAUCAUCUUUUUGAGGUAUUGCUGCAUUAAAUUUUCUAUGGAUCAUGUAGUAGGAUCCCUACAUUUUUUUCAAUGUAUAGUUAAAAUUACAGGAUAGUUUUUUUUUGCCUAGUUGUGAUGAAAUAAGUUGUUAUGUUUAUUAUGAAUGGUUUAUUGUGUAUUAAUCCAUUCAAAAGUCUACAAACUUUUAAUAAAAUGUUAGAAACAUGCUCA
Molecule: messenger RNA, 8591 nt
Organism: Mytilus trossulus (common blue mussel)
Lineage: Eukaryota; Metazoa; Mollusca; Bivalvia; Mytilida; Mytilidae
Product: high affinity cAMP-specific and IBMX-insensitive 3',5'-cyclic phosphodiesterase 8B-like
Exons: 23
Coding region: 1282-3678 (798 amino acids)
Biological process (GO): positive regulation of ERK1 and ERK2 cascade; signal transduction
Molecular function (GO): 3',5'-cyclic-nucleotide phosphodiesterase activity
Source: RefSeq, a predicted model, not a curated record